AACGACUAGCCACGAUUCCCCCUGCGUUAUUAUUCGGUGUCUACCCAACGUUACUCCUGCUAUUGCUAGCUAGCUAGCUACACCCGUGGUUAGCUUGUUAGCCCGUCAUCAAGCUGCCUCUGCAGCCGCGCGCCUACGACUCCGGCGUUCACUCACUGCACGAUGGCGGAGGGAGGCGGACCCGACUCGGGUAACGCGGCAGACGCCGAGACACAGCCGGUGCCGGCCCAGAUACCUGUACCUUCAACCGAAUGUCAAAAGCAGACUGUCGGGACACUACUGAAAACCACACUCCGAAAGGGAGAUGAGUGGUAUUUGAUUGACAGUCGAUGGUUCAAGCAAUGGAAGAAGUAUGUUGGCUUCGACAGCUGGGAUAUGUACAAUGUUGGCGAACACAGCCUGUAUCCUGGACCAAUAGACAAUUCAGGCCUUUUCUCAGAUUACGACACACAGACAUUAAAGGAACACCUCAUAGAUGAGCUGGACUAUGUCCUGAUGCCCACAGAGGCAUGGACCAAGCUUGUCAGCUGGUAUGGCUGUCUUGAAGGCCAGAAACCCAUAGUCAGAAAGGUAGUAGAGCAUGGCAUGUUUGUUAAGCACUGUAAAGUGGAAGUCUAUCUGCUGGAGCUGAACCUGUGUGAAAACGACAAUAUGGACAACGUGGUUACACGUCAUUUUAGCAAAGCAGAUACAAUUGACACAAUUGAAAAGGAAAUGAGGUCACUCUUUGACAUCCCUACGGAAAAGGAGACGCGAUUGUGGAACAAAUACAUGAGCAACACCUAUGAGCAGUUGAACAAGCCAGACAGCACUGUGCAGGAUGCUGGCCUUUUUCAGGGACAGGUGCUGGUGAUUGAGCGGAAGAACGAGGAUGGCACAUGGCCCAGACAGAAUGCCCAUCUCAAGUCUAGUACACCCACAUCCCGAAAUUUCACUACCUCCCCAAAGCUGUCCUCCAACUCGUCUGCAACAAUAUCUUCAACAGUCACCAAUGGAGACAGUUCAUCAGGCUAUAUGCUGAAUAAUAGCACCUCCUCUGGAAACAGGUUGGGAGGGUACAACUCCUACAGCUCAACCUAUAGCUACCGAGAAUCAGCAUCCCAGCCUGGCCUGUGUGGACUCAGUAACCUGGGGAACACAUGCUUCAUGAACUCAGCCCUCCAGUGCCUGAGCAAUGCGUCCUUACUCACGGAGUACUUUCUGAAUGACCAGUACGAGGUAGAGAUCAACAGGGAAAACCCAUUGGGGAUGAGGGGUGAGAUCGCCGAGGCCUAUGCUGACCUGGUCAAGCAGAUGUGGCUCAGUCGCAGCAGUUACGUUGCCCCGCGCACAUUUAAAACCCAAGUGGGCCGCUUUGCCCCGCAGUUCUCAGGGUAUCAGCAGCAGGACUCCCAGGAGCUGCUGGCUUUCCUGUUGGACGGCCUCCACGAGGACCUAAACCGCGUCAAGAAGAAGCCUUAUCUGAGCUUGAGGGAUGCUGAGGGCCGGCCUGAUGAGAUUGUAGCAAAGGAGGCUUGGACAAACCAUCGCCUGAGGAACGACUCGAUCAUCGUAGACAUCUUCCAUGGUCUGUUCAAGUCCACUCUAGUCUGCCCUGAGUGCUCCAAGGUAUCAGUGACAUUUGACCCUUUCUGCUACCUCACCCUGCCCUUGCCCAUGAAGAAGGACCGCACCAUGGAAGUCUUCAUGGUCCGCUCUGAUCCUCAGAGUAAGCCCACACAGUUCCGAGUGGUGGUUCCCAAGUUGGGCACGGUGUCAGACCUGUGCAGUGCCCUGGCCAAGCUGUGUGGAGUUCCAGCAGAAAAGAUGGUGGUGGCUGAUGUUUACAAUCAUCGGUUUCACAAGAUCUACCGGCGAGAGGAUGGCCUCAACCAUAUCAUGGAGAAAGACGACAUAUUUGUGUAUGAGGUGCAAGAGGAGGACAGUGAGAAGAUGAAUCUGCCUGUGUACUUCCGCGAGCGUCACUAUAAACAAGGUGGUGGCUACUCCUCGGGCACCAUGCUGUUUGGCCAGCCCCUGCUCAUCACUGUCCCCCGCAACAACCUCUCCAUAGACACACUCUAUCAGAAGGUUCUGGAACGAAUUGGGCGUUAUGUGAAGCGCUCCCAGGUCCCCAGCGCUGAGAACCGGCCACCAGCCUCGGCCACAGCCUCCAGCAGCUGCAGCAGCAGCCAGGCCACAGAGUGCGCAGCCUCGUCCAAUCACAACGACGCGUAUGCAAGCCCUUCGUCAGAGGGGGCGUCGUGGAGCGCAGGCUCCAGCAACGGACUCGGCAGCCACUCGGACACCUACAAAGGCCGCAAUGGCACCUGCGAUGGUGAAGAUGAGGAGGCCAUGGACCACCAGGUCAGCCCCGAGCCGGAGAACAGCCAGACGGAGACGGUGGACGGAGAGGAGGAGGGCUCCGACCAGGAAAACGAGGCCAACGGGAAUGCAGAGAAGAAGCCUGGGGCGGCGCGUGGCCGCCUCUUCUCCUUCAGUAUGGUGAACUCGUAUGGCACAGCCAACAUCAGUCCCCUGCCAUGUGACGGAAACAUCCUCAAACUCACAACACAUUCCACAGUGGCUAUUGACUGGGAUUCAGACAUUAAGAAGACAUGCUAUGAUGACCAAGAGGCAGAGGCCUUUGAGAAGCAUGAGAGUAUGGUCCAGCCCCAGAAGAAGAAGUCCACCAUAGCGCUGAGGGAGUGUAUUGAGCUCUUCACUACCAUGGAGACGCUAGGAGAGCACGACCCCUGGUAUUGCCCAGCGUGUAAAAAGCAUCAGCAGGCCACCAAGAAGUUUGAUCUGUGGUCACUGCCUCGUCUCCUAGUGGUGCAUCUCAAACGCUUCUCCUAUAAUCGCUGUUGGAGAGACAAGCUGGACACUGUGGUGGACUUCCCAAUUAGGGACUUGAACAUGUCCGAGUUUGUGUGCGAUCCAAAGGCUGAGCCCUAUGUUUAUGAUCUUAUCGCUGUCUCUAACCACUAUGGAGGCAUGGGGGGAGGCCACUACACGGCCUAUGGGAAAAACAAGGUUGAUGGAAAGUGGUAUUACUUUGAUGACAGCAGUGUAUCAUCUGCCUCCGAAGAUCAGAUCGUGACAAAGGCAGCCUAUGUGCUAUUCUACCAACGCAGAGACAAUGACAGCCCCUCCAAGUCAACGGCAUCUGCUUCCCUGGGGGGAGCGCCGGAAACCCCUGAUGACACCAUGGACACCAACUGAAAAUCCUGAGGUUCAGGGACACGUGCUGAAGCAAAAGCCUGAUAAACAUUACAGCACAGCAAAUGAAAAUCAAGACGUGACCGAUCAACGCACCCCCAGAGGCCACUUCAGAUGUUUUCUUUUUAAGACUUAAAUAUAUAGGCCCCUGUCAUCUCGCUCUUAUUUUUAACUCUCUCUCACUUGCAUCACCACCAAGAGCCUGCGACAGCCAAAAGAAAAGGAAAACACACACACACACACAAACACACACACACACACAUAAUUUGAUGUGACCUCAAAGACUUUUCUCUCUAGAGCUUGCAACCUGCUCUCAGGAGAGCAUAGUUUAACAAAUUGCAAAAGAAUACGGAGAAAAUGAAAAAGGGUGAAUGAAAUGGCAAUGCAACCUUUGUCUGGACAAAACGAAUGUUUUAGAAGUUGCCUAAAAUUAAUAGAUAGAAUCAAUUCUGUCACCCAAUAGGAAAAAAAAAAGAAAAAGGAAAAAAAAAAUGAUAAUAAAAAAGCCAAAUGCAAAUGUUGUCUCAACCAAAGCAUUGCAAGUUGUACAUGUGGAAGAAGUAAAGCGCUGGCUAAGUGAGGAGACCUGGAAGGAGUGGCUUGUGAGUCUCCGUGUAUAACCUGAGAUGACAUUUAUGCAAACGUGAUCAAUAUUUCGAAAUGAAAUGUGCACUGGCUAAAUCCCGUUGAACUCCACCAGACUGCACUCUUAAUGCAUGGUGCCUCCUCUGGAAGACUGGAUUCUUUUUGGGAUUGUACACCUACAGUGUACCGCUCAGCCCACCCCUUGUCCAGUGAUCAGGGCCACCUUACCCCAGAGAAAUUGGAUUGCUGAUAGUUUCAUUUUUCUCUCUCCACGGCUUGAAGUGUUCAUCUUCACAUUUUGCCAUGCUUACAAACAUGCUUUUAAUCUGCCUAGCCCUGACCCUGUCCAAGGUCAAUCAAAGCAUGCUGUUUGGGUUCAUGCUGUCCUGUCAUGCUACCUUGCAAUGAGGUUUAGUGUACCGCUGAACAACAGAAACGUGCUGCUCUGUCUCUGAAACGUAAUGCACCAGCGGCCUUUGAAGCCCCAGAAGCCUGUUAAAGAGGACGGGGCAUGUGUGAGUGCUCUUAGCUUUUAUUUUACGAUGGGAAUAAGUCUGCUAUUUUGUCUUACUUGGAAUUUAUGGAUGAGUGAAUUUUGGGUUUUUCAAUUCAGUUUACUUUUACUUUUCUUGACCUUCGAAAAGAAAACAGAAAAUCACCUAUCUCUUUCAAAAUGUGACUUGACGCUCAGUGGUGAAAUAAAAUUAUGUUAAUACAACAUUUAGAUUGCAUCCUAAUGGAAGUACAUUUUAUUUAAUUGAAAGUCAAUGAGGUGAUUUUAAAGUGGUGCUAAAUUAAUGAGCCUUGAAAAAUACUUUUUUUUUUAGACCAAGUUGGGGUUUUACAGCAAACUCCCUCUAAAUAGGGAAUGCUUGUGUAUUUUCCCUCAAAGUGCACAUAGUGCGAUAUGUUUUAGUUGCACUUGCUUGACCUGCUUCUUAAGUCGGAGUUUGAUUGGAGAAAAUCCUCAAUAGUUUUCACCGCUGUUAUUUAUUAGUAUUACAAAUGUAGAUGAAUGAAAAUCCAUAAAUCAAGGAAAAGCCUAUUUCUCUCUUUGAUUUAGGGGCAAGUCUGAGAGUUUGGAGGAGCACAUUUAUUUAAUUGGUGAAAUAGACAAUUCUGACUGUCGCAGUGAUCAGUAAUUAAGCUGAAAAUAUGUGAUGAUUCAGAACUCACAGUAGCCAACGCCAUAAUGUUUGAGUUUUUGGAGAUCAGUUCCUGCCUUUUCACUUGUAUUGUGCUUUCUUUGACUUUUUUUCGAUUUACUAUGAAAAUGCAAAAGUUUCUGGUCAGUUCCACUGUGAAAUCCCUGCCCAGACAUGACCUAAGUAUAUUAAUAUUUCUGACAGAGAAAAAGCUUUACAUCUUCUAAAUACAUGCCCAUAGCAACUUAUACAGUGGUAGACCCAAUAGCCAAGGCAAAAGCCAUUUGUUUAAAACAGAUUCUUUUCUCUAUUACCUCUACAAUAUCAACACUUUACAUAUGUGUUUUCUUGUCCAAUUACAUAGAUGUACAUAAUUAUACUCUAUUUCCAAAAUAGGUACAUAACUACUUUGUGUUCUGAUAUUUAUCUUAUUGCCAAUAUCUGCAAUAUCAGAUUUUGAUGAAAAUGAAUUGAAAGCUCAAUAAAGGAUGGAAGCCUGA
Messenger RNA from Sardina pilchardus (European sardine), 5431 nucleotides. RefSeq names its product ubiquitin specific peptidase 4 (proto-oncogene) (gene usp4). Gene Ontology annotation, biological process: protein deubiquitination. The record is from RefSeq and is a predicted model, not a curated record. The coding region runs from base 163 to 3204 and encodes 1013 amino acids. Gene Ontology annotation, molecular function: cysteine-type deubiquitinase activity. The transcript is spliced from 22 exons. Lineage: Eukaryota; Metazoa; Chordata; Actinopteri; Clupeiformes; Clupeidae. Gene Ontology annotation, cellular component: nucleus.